Molecule: messenger RNA, 327 nt
Organism: Penicillium oxalicum
Lineage: Eukaryota; Fungi; Ascomycota; Eurotiomycetes; Eurotiales; Aspergillaceae
Exons: 1
Coding region: 1-327 (108 amino acids)
Source: RefSeq, a predicted model, not a curated record
AUGACCUUUCUCAGUCCUUUGGUUUUGCACCCAGCCAUUUCAGACAUGAUGUUUCCGAGGAUGACGAUGAUUCUGACAAUGGUGGCCCUCUCCUCCCACCGCUCUCUUCAUCUUCUUCUCAAAUCUCAGCGUGACUUCUUAGAUGCCCCAUCUACAGCCAAUCCAAUCCCCCCUUUUCCUCACGCAGCAGGGUAUUCACGCAACCUUCACCCCAUCAACCACCACCCCGUGGACCCCCGCCGUCCUCGCAGGCAAACUCCCAAACCACUUUUCCGGAUGGCGAUUAUAAAAGGGCCAGGGCGGAACCACGACCAGCGCAGUAAAUAA